AACGUUAUAUAUACCCGUACUGUAGGUUUUACGGUAAUUUGUGCAGCUUAUUGAUAUAUUACGGUUUUAUAAAUACGGAGCGCUUGUGGGUUUAAGUGGACAGCUCUAUGUUUCAAGCACAGAAAGAGAAUGGCCAAGAUAUUGUGCAUUUUGUCUGCAAUAGUUUUUGUCGUGAAAACUGACGAUGUCAGCGAAUUUAAUGCAACUAUCACAGCCGUUAACAUGACAUUGAACUCUACUGUUAACAGAACGAUAGCUUUUAAGACGCCUAUGUUCUCAUUAUUCUCCACCACCACCACAGCCAAUAAACCAGUUUUGGGAAAGAAAAAUAUGCGAAAGAAAAAUGCAGAUGACAAGCGCAUCGAUCAAGACGAGGAUGGAAAACAUGAAACCAAGAAUGGCACAGCAGACGCAAAGAAAGAACCUGACUGUCCCCCGCUGGGUCUGAAGUCACUGAGGGUUGAUGACAGCCAGUUCCAGGCUUCAUCCUACCUGCGGAUGGGACUUGGCCCUCACAGGGCAAGACUCAAUAUACAGUCAGGUAUCGAGGACGGAGACAUGUAUGAUGGCGCGUGGUGUGCUAAGUAUGAGGACCAGCACCAGUGGCUGCAGGUGGAUGCUCUGCGCCCCACGCUGUUCACAGGAGUCAUCCUGCAGGGACGCAACUCCAUCUGGAGCUGGGACUGGGUUGAAACCUACAAAGUGCAGCUGAGUAACGACUCUGAGACCUGGGAGACCUGCAUGAACGGAACAGAGGAGGCGGUGUUUGUUGGAUCCCGAAAUGAACCUGAGACACCCUAUCUGGCCCUCUUCCCUCAGCCCGCGGUGGCUCGUUGGAUCCGCAUCAACCCCCAGACCUGGUACUGGAAUGGGACAAUCUGUCUCAGAGCAGAGGUACUGGGAUGCCCCCUCCCAGAUCCGGACAACGUUUGGCAACACUUCUCUGAAAAACUGUCUGGCUCUAAGGAUAACCUGGACUUCAGACACCACAACUACAAGGAGAUGAGGAAGCUGAUGAAGGCUGUGAAUGAAGAAUGCCCUCGCAUCACUCGUAUCUACACCAUUGGAAAGAGCUACACCGGACUGAAGCUGUACGUCAUGGAGAUCUCUGAUAACCCCGGAAAACAUGAACUAGGUGAGCCAGAGUUCCGCUAUGUGGCAGGUAUGCAUGGCAACGAGGUGGUUGGCAGAGAGCUGGUGCUGAACCUCAUGCAGUACAUCUGUCGGGAGUUUAGACGAGGCAACCCACGCAUCGUCCGUCUGGUGACCACCACACGUAUCCACCUACUGCCGUCUAUGAACCCUGAUGGAUAUGAAACAGCCUUUGAAAAGAACUCUAGGGGGGCUCAGCCUCCUUUUAAUGACGAGUGGGUCGAUAUGAACCACAACUUCCCAGACCUGAACAAACUCAGAGAGGGGGCCAAGGAGAAGACACAUACAUGGAAAACAGCCAACCACUACAUCCCCAUACCUGAAUCUAGAACUCAACAACCGGCAUCAGUGACCCCAGAGACACGUGCGGUCAUCAGCUGGAUGCAGGACAUCCCCUUUGUCCUGAGUGCCAACCUCCACGGGGGAGAACUGGUGGUUACCUACCCCUUCGACUGCACCCGGGACUGGGCCCCUCAGGAAAACACCCCUACAGCUGACGAUAGUUUCUUCCGCUGGCUGGCCACGGUCUACGCCUCCACCAACCUGGUCAUGGCCAACCCUGAUAGGAGGAUCUGUCACUCUGAAGACUUCCAACAACACAACAACAUCAUUAACGGAGGAGCCUGGCACACCGUCCCUGGGAGUAUGAAUGACUUCAGCUACAUGCACACUAACUGCUUCGAGGUGACGGUGGAGCUGUCGUGUGACAAGUUUCCUCACGCCAGCGAGCUUCCUACAGAGUGGGAGAACAACAAGGAGUCUCUGCUUGUCUACAUGGAGCAGGUUCACAGAGGCAUCAAGGGAGUGGUGAGAGACAAGAUGACGAAGAAAGGCAUUGCAGACGCCAUUGUGAAAGUGGAAGACCUGGACCACGACAUACGAUCAGCGGCUGAUGGGGACUACUGGCGUCUGUUGAACCCUGGGGAAUACAAAGUGACGGUGUGGGCGGAGGGAUACUUUCCCUCCAUGAGGCGGUGCAACGUCGGGACCGAAGCACGCCCCACCAUCUGUGACUUCAUCUUGAUCAAGACUCCACGGCAGAGGAUGAACGAGAUCCUAGCUAAAGGCGGGAGGUUACCCCAGGAUCUACAACUGAAGCUGAGAGCACUGAGGCUCCGGAAACUAAGAGCCUCCACCAAGGCCAUCAACCAGAGGAGGGAGCACAGCCGCAAGGCCAGGGGAACACGGUUCGCCAGGGCACCACGCCCUCUCACGCCCCUGGCCUGAGAGACAGGGGACAGACUGUGUCUCUAAUGACACCCUAUUCCCCACAUUGCUCCGGUCAAAAGAAGUGCACUAUAAAAGGGAAUAGGGCGCCAUUUGGGACUCAACUUGAGGCUUUGAAACGACCGGGGUGUUUGAGAUGGACGACAGCGACUACAGACAGACUGAAAUACAAAACUUCAAUGAGAAGUCAUUUUUAGGAAGGCGAUUUGUAAAUCCGACUGCAAUGUAGUCGAUCUGAAACAAGACACAGCGGCUUCAACACAAGUCUGUAUUCCCAGUGAAUGUUAUGAUUUCAGAUUUGAAUAGCAGAGUAGCACAGGGAGAUUGUAUGUGCUCUAACUAGCUUGUUGGGACAGUGGUCAACAUGUCCGUUGUUUGUUAAAAAGGUAGAGAGAUCAUGUAGUUGAUGAGGUUUGUAUCUUUACAUUGGUAAUAUUUCAUACCUUCUAACUAGUUGUUUGGCUUGUUGGGAAAGUGGUCAACAGUAGCUAGGUUUCCAUCCAAUUGGCGACAGAUUUUCAUGCGAAUAUAUAUUUUUUUAAUCUGCAUAUUUUCCCACCAGUGAUGUUUCCACCAAACUGGAUUUGUUGCGGAUAAAACGUCAGUCAGUGACGACGUAGUGCGCACAAAUAGUACUUUUUCACCGAAAGGUUUUCACGUUACCGAAUUAAAAAUCAAAAGUUCCAUGUUUUUUUCCAUCGCAUUUUCAACUCGUAUCGAUAGUUUGUUGCGCUGAAGAGCACACGUGCGUCCUCUAGCCAACAGCUCGGGUAAAGCCAUCUACAUGAUCAGAUUAUUAUGGAUCAGAGAGAAGAUAUUCUUGUUGUUGUCGACCCGGCAGUCAAGCAUCGAUCAUCAUGUCACCAGACUAAGACCGUGGAUAGGUAUUGUGAAGGAACGUCCAGCUCACAGCAUCCAUUCACCACCCUGUGACGUUCAUCAUGACUCAGUUCAUCUGUAGCCUAAUAAACUACAUGGUUUCUCCGUAGUGAGAGGACCACACGCCAAUAUCAUCUCGUGACUCCCAACUUUACUUUGAUACAGUUCGAUAGCAAUUAUAUCAAUAUUUGCAACACCAUUUCUCGCAUAAUUUAAAUUUUCCCGACAAAAAAAAGAUGUUUGAACGAAACAAAUUGUCUGUCGACAUUUAUAAAAUUGUACUGAAACGACCUGUUUCCGUCACAGUUUCCAUUUUGCCAUGUUUUGUUUUUAUACGGUAUGACUUUACUGAAAUAGACACUGUGAAUGGAAACGUGGUUAAUGACAAUAGGAGUCUGCACGACGGCACAAAUAGAUCUGGGACCAGGCGUGUGAAUAUUCAGUUUAGUUUAUCCUCGCCACUGGUCUUUAGUACAGCUGUUUUUACACUAACUAUCAACAAUAUAGAAGAAGACCUUUUAUGAUGACGAGGGGAGGCCACGGCAGUAUCAGCUGGCCUGAUACGUUGUAUAUCAUUGUGUGUUUUGACUAUUUCAUUAAAGGACAAUUUGGGUAGAAAGAGU
This is a messenger RNA of Oncorhynchus masou masou (cherry salmon), 3881 nucleotides long. Its product is annotated as probable carboxypeptidase X1. The record is from RefSeq and is a predicted model, not a curated record. NCBI's taxonomy places the organism in Eukaryota, Metazoa, Chordata, Actinopteri, Salmoniformes, Salmonidae. Gene Ontology annotation, molecular function: metallocarboxypeptidase activity; zinc ion binding. Gene Ontology annotation, biological process: peptide metabolic process; protein processing.